UAAAUUUCAACUUCAAAAUAAAUAGGACCAACCAAUAUUCAAGUUGACAACUCUACCCUACUCUGCUUUUUUGCAAAGCACGAUAAUACUAAUGACAAACAAAAAGGGUCCAACUUGAUUAAUGAGACCAAAAAAACAACAUUGUCAAAUUUAGUACGGAAUCCUGGGUCAUGAGUCAUUCGGCAAUGAAAAAGUUGUUUUCUUUCAUCUGAACAAAAAGGAUUCUUGACUAGGUCUAGGUCUGGGAGUGUAAAGAAGAAAAAUGGUUUGGUCAACUGAUUUCUUACCCUUUUUGGCAAUGGUGAUGGUGGAAUGUUGUGAAAUGUUGAUGAUUACACUUGGUAAAGCAGCCAUGAAUGAUGGAUUGAACAAUCUUGUUUAUGUUGUUUACUAUAAUGCCCUUGGUACCCUUUUUCUUCUUCCUUGCUUAAUCUUCCAUAGGCUCAGAAGCAAUAUGGUUCCUAUUACUUUGCCUAUAUUGUGGAGAUUCUUCCUUCUUGGCCUGUUGGGAAUUUGUUUGGUGCAAGCCGUGGCCUUUACAGGUAUUAAGUACAGCACUCCUACACUGGCAGCUGCUUUAGGGAAUUUGAUGCCAGGUUUUACAUUUUUGCUUGCCAUCAUUUUCAGGAUGGAGAAGUUAGAUAUAAGAAAGGCCAGCAGUCAAGCGAAAUCUGUGGGCACCAUAGUGGCAAUUAUAGGGGCAUCCAUCAUGACACUAUACAAAGGACCGAGAGUACUAGGAUCAAAUUUACCUUCUGAUUCAUCUCAUCACGAGUUAGUACUUCCACAAGAAUCAAACUGGAUACUGGGAGGUCUUCUGAUUACUACCACCUGUAUCAUGUCUUCUGGAUGGAACAUUCUUCAGACAGAUACCGUGAAGAAAUACCCUGAACACAUGACAAUAGUGUUUUUCACUUGCUUCUUUGGGAGUAUUCAAUGUGCAAUUUUAACUCUGGCAUUAGAAAGCAAUCCAAAGACAUGGAUGGUGAAGCCUGGGAUUGGGAUGAUAGCCAUUGUUUUCUCGGCGGUUUCUGGAAAUGUCUUUCGUUACAACGUUUUGACAUGGUGCUUGGAUAAGAAAGGUCCUCUUUAUGUAGCCAUGUUCAAGCCCUUGGGAAUGGUCAUAUCAGCAAUCCUGGGGAUCAUAUUCCUUGCAGAUCCACUCCAUUUAGGAAGUGUUAUUGGAGCAGUUAUUAUAUCUGCUGGAUUUUAUUCUGUUCUAUGGGGGAAGGCUAAGGAGAUCAAGUCCGUGCUUGAGGUUGACGAUAUUGUUUGUGUAAUUGACUCAACAAAUCAAACAUGCCCUCUAUUGCACAAGUAAAUUAUAGUAAGAAAAGCAUAAGAUUAAGUAAUGUUACAAGUAAAUUAUAGCAAGAAAAGUGGUUUAGGCUUCUUCUGUUAGUAACCUCGCAUUUUAUGCGUUUUGCUAAACUCCCUCGAGAAGUUGGUAAUUUAUACUCCCUCAGUCCCUCUGUUCCCAUUUAGUUGUCAGGAUAAUUUGCUUGAGAUACUUAUGUUAGGUUAGAAAUAAAGAAAAAGAUGGGUUAUUCAUGAAAAUAGUUUUUCAUUUUCAAAAGAGAAGAGAAAAGUGGUCAAUGGAGGAGGAUGUAAAGUGAAAUGUACACUUCAGCUUUCACUUAUGAUUACGAGUGCAAGAAGUAAUCCUUUUAUAGGGGUGGAGAAUUGGAGAUAUUCUUUAUGGACUAUGGUGUAUUUUGUUGAAGUAGAUGACUGAUAUCAUGUUAAAGUAUGUGACAAUCUCAUUUAAAAGCUUAAAUGAGAGUAGAAUUUUAUUAUUUAAUUAUAUUUUCAAUAUAUUCUACCUAACAAUCAUAAUUCAUGAUGAGGUUGAGAAUAUUGUUGUAGAUCGAAAA
This is a messenger RNA of Solanum tuberosum (potato), 1874 nucleotides long. RefSeq names its product WAT1-related protein At5g40240-like. Gene Ontology annotation, cellular component: membrane. The coding region runs from base 263 to 1321 and encodes 352 amino acids. The record is from RefSeq and is a predicted model, not a curated record. The transcript is spliced from 7 exons. Gene Ontology annotation, molecular function: transmembrane transporter activity. Lineage: Eukaryota; Viridiplantae; Streptophyta; Magnoliopsida; Solanales; Solanaceae.